This is a messenger RNA of Aspergillus homomorphus CBS 101889, 1418 nucleotides long. RefSeq lists its product as uncharacterized. The coding region runs from base 279 to 1418 and encodes 379 amino acids. The record is from RefSeq and is a predicted model, not a curated record. Lineage: Eukaryota; Fungi; Ascomycota; Eurotiomycetes; Eurotiales; Aspergillaceae. The transcript is spliced from 8 exons.
GUGGGUGAAAGUAUAUGAUAGACGGACCCAAGAGUGUAGGUGCCCAUUGCUGGUUCUUGUUGUUGUUGUUGUUGUUGCUGCUGUUGCUGCUGUUGCUGCUGUGCUUGCUCUCUCAGUCUCCGCUGGUGCCCUGUCACCUUAUAUUCCCGACAACAGUCUGUGCUUUUUUUCUUUCCCUUCCCCAGAUCGGUUCAUUCUCUUUGUCUCUCUUUUCUUUUCCUUUCUCGCCAUUCCGCUCUUUUCCAGGAGGAACCACAGACCAUGCCGAGUAGGUCACCAUGAUCAACAGCUCCUCCAUCAUGCCGGCCAUGGCGCCGCCGGCCGGGAUGGUCUCCAACUUCAUCGACCCCCCGUCGUGCGGCAUGAAGUUCCUGGUCGUGAACUGCGUGUUCUUGCCUUUGGCAGUCAUCGCACUGGUCGUGCGCAUGUGGACACGGGUGUAUCUCGUGCGCAGUGUAUCGUACGAUGAUUACUUGAUGAUAAUUGCGGUAGUCCUAUCAUGCAUCCUCUCCGGCGUGACACUCGACAUGCUCAACUGGGGUCUGGGUAAACACAUGUGGGAUGUGCCCUACAGCUCUCUCACCCCGUGGUUCCUCAAGCUGAACGUUGUCGCCGCCAUCAUCUACUGCGCCGGAACCGGUUUCACGAAAGUCUCGGUGCUGAUCUUCUACCUGCGCAUCUUCCCCAGCCGCAGCUUCCACUACGCCGUCUGGUCGGUCAUCUUCGUCGCGGUCGGGUACAACGUGGCGAGUGUGUUGGCAAACAUCUUCAGCUGCAACCCCGUGGCCGCGUCGUGGGACUACUCCAUCACCCAUGCGUCGUGCAUGAACCGGCCGGUGUUCUACUUCGCGAACGCGGGUCUGGGCAUCUUCACCGACUUUAUGACUACUUUGGUCCCGAUUCCGUGGUUACGUAAAUUGCAGAUGCCGGUGCGACAGAAGAUCGCGGUGGGCGUGAUGCUGGCGAUGGGUUGCAUUGUCGGAGUCAUCAGCUGCAUCCGCCUUUCCAGUCUCUAUACGCUGCUCGAGAGCACGGAUCUCACCUGGACGACGACGAACGCACUGAUGUGGUGCACGAUCGAGCUGAACCUAGGGAUCAUCGGCGGGUGCACGACCGCGAUGCGGCCGUUUGUGCGGCGCUACUUCCCACGCCUGCUCGGACUCUCGACGCACAGCGGAGGCUACCACGAGUCGGCAUCACGCAAGUACGGCCUACCGCUGGGAUCGAUCCCGCGCGAGGCGCCCGAGUUCGCGACCGCCAGCAACCACUACACGACGCGGCUGCACGGCGGCACAGACGACGACAGCGAGGAGCACAUCCUGCCCGAGACCGGGGCGUCGCACCGCAGCAAGGGCAGUACGGAGGGCAUCAUUCGGACGGUGGAGUUCAAUGUGGAUAGUAAUCCCAACCUACGAUAG